ACUUCCUCCUUGCUCUCGGCGCUCGUCUCGUCUGGAUAAGAGAUGGCAGAGCAGCAGCACAAGAGGGGCUCGCCGCUGGACAGUGAUGGCCGCCUGACCCAGGUCGCCAAGAAGCUCAGGGAGCUGGAGGCCAUUGUACCCAGCUGCGUGGUCAACCAAGAACGAGAAGAACCAGAGGAAGGAGAGGUCAGCCCUGUCGGCGUCAGGAGAGCGGGAGCUGUGGCGCCGGCGGCGACCAUGGAGGACGAGCCGCAGGUCAAGCUGCGGUUCGGCUUGUCCCUGUUCCACUGUCGCGCUUGCCUCCGCCCCCUCAGGCCUCCCACGGUCAAGUGCAGCGCCGGGCACGUCGUCUGCGACGCGUGCCGCGGCAGCCACGCUCUGGCGUUUGCCGGCGCCGCCGCCUUCGCCCCCAGCCCCGACGUGGACGUCUACAUGCGCGGCGCCAGGCUGGCGUGCCCCAACGCGGAGUUCGGCUGCGAGAGCUGCUCCGUCUACUACCAGGCCGGCGAACACGAGCGCGCCUGCCAGUGGGCGCCCUGCCGCUGCCCGGACCUUGGCUGCGACGCCUCCGACUCGCCGGCGAGGCUGGCCGCCCACUUCGCAGCCUGCCACGCCUGGCCCAUCACCGACGUGAGCUACGCGAAGGUGCACAGGAUCGCCCUGCCACGGGAGCGAGCCCUGCACUUCCUUGUGAGCAAGGAGGAUUCGCAGGUGUUCCUCGUGUCCUCGUCCGCGCUCGGCGCCGGCGCGGCGUCCGCGGUGGUGGCGUCGCUGGCGUGCGUGCGGGCGAACGGCGACGCGGCGGCGGGGGCGCCGCUGUUCCGGUGCACGCUCUGGGUGCAGGACGCGCGCGGCGCCGGGAACGUGUCGAGGGUCACGUUCGCGGUGCCGAGCAGCGACCUGUCCGGCGGGUUCGUGGCCGCGGAGCAGAGCAUGUUCCUGGCCGUGCCGCCGCGCCGGACCUCAUGGUCCGCAUCGACAAGGCUGCGUCCGCUGGUGGGAACUCCAUCACUCCACCAGCUUAGGUGCCCGACCUUUGUGUAGCCGCGGGAGAUCUUCUCCGGGUUCAUCACAGUUUGAUAUUGUACCGAGAUCAGCUCGGGAAGAUCAUCCAAACCAAGGAUGCUUUUGCAUUGUACGCUCCCUAGUGGAGAAUUGUGAUUAAGGCUGUGUAAAAU
Panicum virgatum (switchgrass) is the source of this 1178-nucleotide messenger RNA. Its product is annotated as E3 ubiquitin-protein ligase SINA-like 5. The coding region runs from base 43 to 1044 and encodes 333 amino acids. NCBI's taxonomy places the organism in Eukaryota, Viridiplantae, Streptophyta, Magnoliopsida, Poales, Poaceae. Gene Ontology annotation, molecular function: zinc ion binding. The record is from RefSeq and is a predicted model, not a curated record. The transcript is spliced from 2 exons.